Messenger RNA from Cicer arietinum (chickpea), 1029 nucleotides. RefSeq names its product cold-regulated protein 27. Gene Ontology annotation, biological process: response to cold; regulation of circadian rhythm. The record is from RefSeq and is a predicted model, not a curated record. NCBI's taxonomy places the organism in Eukaryota, Viridiplantae, Streptophyta, Magnoliopsida, Fabales, Fabaceae.
ACAAACAACAACACAACACCGUUUCCUUUUUAUUUCACUUCCAUCAUUCCAUUUUUUCAGAUGCAUAUAAUUAACCCAAUUUCUAAAUUGUAGAAGAAGAACAAGUAACUCGGACGAGUCUACCCGUUUUCCUCAACGAGUUAACCCGAUUCAUUCUCUAAGCAGAUGGAGGACAUUAGGGGAAGUGAAGCGUGGACAGAUGCGAAACACAGCAUGUAUAUAAAGUCUAUAGAAGCAUCUUUUGUUAAUGACUUAUAUGAUUCCAAGCAAACAAGGGAUUCUUUUUCCAGCAAAGGAAAAUCCUACCAAUCUCCUACUACUGCCCAGUUCAAGGUUCUUCGUGGUGGUUGUUGGCAAAAGAUGAAUUUUGAGAGAGAAAAUCAAGAAAUGAGUAGAGUUAAUGGACAAAAAGAUUUAAUAGGAAAUCCAUGGAUUCAACACUACCGAUGUUCAAGCAAACAAGAAAGUGCAACAUCACCUACAAGCCAAAGGAAUACAAUUUCAUCUAAAUCAGGGCACCUUCGUAUGCGUGAAUCUCAACUUUAUAAUAAUCAUCAAAAUAUGCUUUCUACCGAUACAGAAGUAUCAGAUCAAAACUUUGUUGAUGAAGAAGUGAAAGGUGAGGGAGAAAACAUAAGCAACCCAAAACGACGGAAAUCUUUUGAUAAUUCAUGCAAAAGGCAAUGAUGAGAUGAAUCUUAUCAGCAAUUUUUCUUUCAAUGGAGAUGUUUUUACCCAGAACUGUGUUUAAGCAGCAUUGAAUACGUACAAGGGUUUAUUAUAAAUGUAACUAUUCUCAUUUUUCAAUGAGAAGUUCUUAGGCAGAGCAACAAACAGAGGAGGAGUUGGCAAAAGUACACAUUGUAAUGGUUAGAAUUAAUUGACUUUUAGUUGGAAUCUUAAGAUUAAACACUUUGUAAGUGUAUGUGUAUGCAUGCAUUGGGUUUUGUAGAGUUAUUGGUAUCAGACUAAGGUAGUUGUAUUCAGUUGCUGUUGAUGUUUAUAUACAAAAAAGCUCUUCUGAAAAUA